AUGGAGGUGUCUGAACGAGAUCGACGAUGGGAUGCUGAGCGUAACGGAAGCCACAAACGACUAUGGGAGAAAGAGUUCAUCAAGAGUCACAUCUUAAUCAUGGGAAAGUCCAUCAAAUUUCAAGGACAACAUGAAACAACAUAUGAGGCCAUCAAGGAAAUGGCUAAGCGAAAUAAUAAGAAUAAGAUCUGA
Molecule: messenger RNA, 192 nt
Organism: Thlaspi arvense
Lineage: Eukaryota; Viridiplantae; Streptophyta; Magnoliopsida; Brassicales; Brassicaceae
Source: the annotation of a GenBank genome assembly